This is a messenger RNA of Sphaeroforma arctica JP610, 420 nucleotides long. RefSeq lists its product as hypothetical. The coding region runs from base 61 to 288 and encodes 75 amino acids. The record is from RefSeq and is a predicted model, not a curated record. The transcript has a single exon. NCBI's taxonomy places the organism in Eukaryota, Ichthyosporea, Ichthyophonida.
AGCGACUAUCAGUGUUACAACUGUGUAGGUUAUAACCAACAUAACACAUCGUAUAACACAAUGGCUAGAGGACAGCAGAAAGUGCAGGCACAGCAGAAAGCUGCCGCCAAGGCAGCCGGAAAGAACAAGAAGAACACAGGGCCACAUGCACGCCAAGUAGCUGAGAAAAGCAUGCAAUUUAAGUGCAAGGUGUGCAUGAUGAUGAUACAGUCGGCAGUGACAUACAAGGAACACUUUGAGAGCAAGCAUCCCAAGGCCGAUUUGCCCGAUGAAUUGAAGGAGGUCUAAGGAGUAUGCGUGUGAGUGUGAGUGCGUAUGCUGUGUGAUGAAUGAGGUUCCGGGAAUAGACGAUGCAUUCUUGUCCAAUCAGAAGCAAACGUGUACACACAAACGCACACACAUACACACAGGUAUAUAUAU